This is a messenger RNA of Daldinia caldariorum, 1958 nucleotides long. Its product is annotated as tRNA-splicing endonuclease subunit sen54 N-term-domain-containing protein. The record is from RefSeq and is a predicted model, not a curated record. The transcript has a single exon. Gene Ontology annotation, biological process: tRNA-type intron splice site recognition and cleavage. The coding region runs from base 188 to 1708 and encodes 506 amino acids. NCBI's taxonomy places the organism in Eukaryota, Fungi, Ascomycota, Sordariomycetes, Xylariales, Hypoxylaceae. Gene Ontology annotation, cellular component: tRNA-intron endonuclease complex.
GCUGGAAGUAUUGGUAUUAGUUGUUGUGAUACCUAUAAGAGUGCGGAAUACAUGACCUUCACCAAUCACAUCACACUGUCUGAAAAAGUUGGAAAUAUUCCAACUCUAUCGGGGGUUCGAGACACACCAUUCCCCCACCCCUAGUCUCAAACAUACAGAAAGAAGAAAAAGAAAAAAGAAAAAGAAAAUGGCGUUUGACGACGAAGACCCCCUUCCGCCUUCGUCGGCCUUAGCGCCGCCCGCCACCGCCGGGGACCAAGGAGGAGCCGACGAAGCGCCGUCUCUCGAGGACGCGCUCGCGGACGAGAUGCAGGACUUCCGGCUUUUCGCGUCGCUCUUCGACAAGAAGCAGGCCGGGGGGAAGACCCUGCGCCGCGGGGAGAAGGACUUCGAGUCGCACGGGACGCGCGCGCAGCAGGGCGCCCUGGACGCCAGCCGCGCCGCCAUGCACGACGUCCUGAGCUACACCCGCUCGCACAAGCCGCGGGACCACACGCGCGCCUGGUACUUCCCGGACAAGUGGGCUGACGUUGGCCCGACCACCACCGCCGCCGCCAAGGAGGUCGAGGGCGAGAAGGGCGCCGGGCUGUUCGCUAGGGACCGGGUGGUUGUCGUGGAGAGCGAGAUUAGGGGUCCGCUGGGCCAGAAUACGGGCCGCGUGGUUACGGGAAUCGAUAAGUACAGGCUGACCCCCGGGUGGUUGAAGACGUGGCUGUUGCCGGAGGAGGCCUUGUAUCUGGUCGAGCGCGGGUCGUUGGAUUUGUGGUGGCCGGCGAGAGGGAUCGAGGACAUUUUACCGGUGAAGCAGGACGGGAAGGAGGACGACGGGCUUGGCGACGGCAGCCGAAAAUUCGAGGACUACGAGCUUGGGAUACCGCUGAGCUUCCAGGCGGCGUACGCGCUUCUCAUCGGGGAGGACGGCGAGAGGGGGAAGGUUAGUCUGGAGAAAUACCAGGUCUACGCUAAUCUCCGGAGAACCGGGUACAAGAUCAUGAGAGCGACUUCGAUGACGUUACCGCCGGACGUCUCCUCCUCCUCCUCCACAUCGGCAUCGCCGUUACAGACUCUCUGGCAGUGGCUCUUUUCCUUAUCAUCGCGGACUCGCCAUCACGAACCGCCUCCCUUCGGACCCCUCGUCAGGCCGGGCCUCUACCGCUCCUACAACCCGAUCUUCGAGCAGCUCGCCCUGCUCCCGCGGCACGUCCCCACGCCCAACCCUUCCACUACUACUACCACCACCACCGCGCCCGUGCCCGCGCCCGAGCCUGAGGAGCCGUUCCAAGUCCACUUCCACGUGUGGAAGAGCAGCACCGCCUUCUCCAAGACCAAGCCGCCCCCUCCGGACUUCCGGAUCGCGGUCGCGGACGCGCGCGCGUCGUCGGUCCCGACGCUCGAGCAGCUCGCCGCGCUCUUGGAGCGGUGCACGCCGUGGGACCCGCCCGAGGGGAAAGACGGGAAAGGCGGAGCGGGAGCGGGGCCGGGGCCGGGGGCGAUGUACCGCCGGCUCAAGCACGCGUGGCGCAACGUGGUGGUGGCGGUCGUGGACCGCGGGCUGAUCAGCUACAUCCGGUUCGGGGAGAUGGCGUUCGGGGAGGAGAGGCUGUACGAGAGGGUUGGUGGGGGGAGGGGCGCGAAGGGGAAGAGAGGCGGGAGAGGAGGAGGUGGUGGGAAGGGGGGCAGGGGACGGGGACAGGGACGGGGUCGGUGAAGUAGGUAAAGUUAUGGCUUGGCUGGGUUGUAGAGAUGCGAUGCUCUCUCUCAUUGUGAUACCUGCGAUAGUACCUGCUGUUGUUCCGCCUGUUAAGUUAUCUAUACUGCUACAUAUGUAACUACCGAAACUAUGAAAUGGGUACCUAGAGGAUUUACCUUUGAAGCUCAGGUACCUCAGGUACUCAAUCGGAUUCAUACAUACCUGAACUGAGACACAAUUUAUCAGUCAACUUCCAUGAUACAUUAGU